Molecule: messenger RNA, 761 nt
Organism: Rhizophagus irregularis DAOM 181602=DAOM 197198
Lineage: Eukaryota; Fungi; Glomeromycota; Glomeromycetes; Glomerales; Glomeraceae
Source: RefSeq, a predicted model, not a curated record
AAACAAUGAAAAAAGCUAGAAUAGAGGAAUAUCGUUCGAAAAAAUAAGCAUGUAUAAUAGAAACUUUAUGUAUCCUGGGCAAAGUCCCACAUUUGUAUUUAUUUUUUUCUCUGUAUUAAUAAAGCGUCUUUACAUUUUCCACAUAACAUUGAAUAAUUCCCAUCGUGUAUCAAAAAUGUCAUACGAAUUUGAUGAACUCAGGCAAGAAAAUGCCAGGCUCAAGGCUGAGAAUAUGGAGUUAAGACAGAAGCUUAAUGCCAGAAAUAACGAUAAGUGAAAGCUAUAACAGAUUUUCCAGCCAAGAUUGGUAAACUUAACGCCAAAAUAGUGAAGCUAGAGAAAUAUAAGUCAGCUAUCACUAAACUUGAGUCUGAGAAUGCUGAGUUUAGAAUUAGAUUUACGAAGUUGGAAUAGGAUCAUGGGCAUGCAUCAGAUCUAGAAAAUGUGUCGAAUAAUCCAUUUUUUUCUUGCUCAGAUAUAUUUGGAAGAUGUCUGGUGAAUUCCCUAAAUACAAUAUUUCGAUGGUGAGCCAACCGAGCUAAGUUUAUUCCAAGCAUCUUCCCCAAAAUGAGCUAAAUAAUCCCAUCCGGUAUACAUUUUGCUAGGGUCCCAAUAAUUGUCCUUGUCAUCUUCAUCAUCGGUCUCGAAUUCAUUCCAAUCAUCAUCAUCGUCAUCUUCGUCAUCUUCAUCUGCCUCGAUUUUGUCAUACCCAUCAAUUUAUCUCCGUUUCUUCAUCGUCUAUUAAUCCUAGAGCCUUCAAA